UCGAGUAUUCUACGCUCUAUGUCAGUUGCUAUCUUGUCAACAUACUUAACCUAAAGUGUACUUAACCUGUACAUUUCUUAUAUUUAUUUAUAAAUAACACUUUUCGUGAUUAAUUUUAUUAUAUUAAGUUAAAAACAUGUCGGAACGUAAAGUUUUAAAUAAAUAUUAUCCACCGGAUUUCGAUCCGUCAAAAAUUCCUCGUAUGAAAUUAGCCCGCAAUAGACAAUAUACGGUACGUUUAAUGGCUCCUUUUAAUAUGAGAUGCAAAACUUGUGGAGAAUAUAUUUAUAAAGGAAAAAAAUUUAAUGCCCGUAAAGAAGAUGUUGAAGGUGAUGAUUAUUUAGGAAUACGAAUUUACAGAUUUUAUAUAAAAUGUACUCGGUGCCUUCAAGAAAUAAGUUUCAAAACAGAUCCUAAGAAUACAGAUUAUGAGAUUGAAGCAGGUGCCACUAGGAAUUUUAUGGCUCUCAAAUUAGCUGAAGAACAAGCACAAAGAGAAGAAGAUGAAGAAAAAGAAGAAGAGGCUACUAAUCCAAUGAAACUUUUAGAAAAAAGAACAUUACAAUCAAAACAGGAAUUAGAAUUGUUAGAAUCUUUAGAAGAAUUAAAAGAUUUGAAUCGUAGACAGCAAACUAUUGAUUAUGAUCAAAUGUUAGAACAAUUUGAUACAGAAACAGCUAAACAAAGAACCGAAAAAGAACAAGAAGAAUAUGAUGAAGAAUGUGUUAAAGCAAUAUUUGGUAAAAAAAUUGUUGUAGAAGAAGAAAUUGUAGAAUUAGAUGAAAAUGAAACUAAUGAACCACCAAAAAAAAUAAUGAAAAAAAAUAAAAAUAAAAAUGAGAACAAUAUAUCUACGAUAGAACAAGAAAAAACUAAGGAGAAUCAAAGGAUAAAACCAUCUGAAGCAUCAUUAUGGUCUGAAAGUAUAUCAUCUUCAUCAAAUAGAAAAAACUUGUUAGGUAUAGUGAAGAGAAAAACAACAACAAACUUAGUUAAAGUAAAUAUGAAUUCUUCAGUUACUAAUACAGAUAAGAAAGAAAUUCAAACUGUGACAAGCAAAGAGACAGGUAUUUCUAUAGAAGAACACAAAACAUCUGAAAACACACAUAAUUCAACAAACAAUAGCAACAAUGGGCUUUCUUUACUGGGAACAUAUUCUGGUAGCAGUGAUAAUGAUAGUAAUUAAUAUUGUGUUCAAUAUUGUAUAUAUAAUUUAAUUUUAUAACAUUUAUUAUAAAAUAAAGUAUGCAUACAAAACAUACAAGGAUAUAAAUAAGCCUCAUCGGAUAUAAUGGUGUAAAUCAAUAUAUCAAUAAUUUUUUAACUUUUUUAACAAAUUCAAAAUAUAAAAUUACCACUCAAUUUACACUUUUUUUUAAAACAUUGCUAACAAUUUGCGAUUCGAUUAUUGUAUUGAAUAUUGAAUUAACAAUAUCUUGCGAAGACGUAGAAUACCGCUUACCAAAGGCUUAAUAACACAAAAUAAUCUCUUUGUUUGUGAUCGAAAUUCAUGGAGACAUUUACCGCGUCGGUGAUUAGAAAGUUCCUUACAGGAUGCCGAAGCCCUUACCCCUAAAACAGAAAAACCAAAUCAGAAAAACAAAAAGAAAUGAAUAAAUUAAAAAUCGGUCUGUUUCAAAGGCUAGGCACUCUGUAAGGAACUUGGUAUCAACGAUAUUACAUUGAAAACUCGGUAGCAGGGAGUACCUAGCCUAUUAAAUCAGACCAUAUUAAUACAAUAUUUAAAUUUAUUUACAAUGUAUAUCACUAAUUGUUCUUACAAAUGAUAUAUGAAUUUUUAUUAUUGAAGUUUUAAUCUAUGGUCAAUUAUAUUAAUAAUGAUUGUAAAUAAUGUGUAUAAUCAGUAACAGACUUAUGGUAAUAUUUCUAGAAAAUUUAAUUGAAUCAUAUCUCAUGUAUUAUUUGCGACACGUGUUUAUUGUAUUACUGAGAAAAUUAAAAUUUAAUAAU
This is a messenger RNA of Apis mellifera (honey bee), 1971 nucleotides long. RefSeq names its product YJU2 splicing factor homolog. The transcript is spliced from 3 exons. NCBI's taxonomy places the organism in Eukaryota, Metazoa, Arthropoda, Insecta, Hymenoptera, Apidae. The record is from RefSeq and is a predicted model, not a curated record. Gene Ontology annotation, cellular component: U2-type catalytic step 1 spliceosome. Gene Ontology annotation, biological process: mRNA splicing, via spliceosome. The coding region runs from base 137 to 1186 and encodes 349 amino acids.